CUCGCAGUGAUGUCAGUGUAAUCCGGAGUCGGAUCGGGCUCCCGGCUGGGUAGCGGGGGCGCAGAUGGUGCUCCCGCUAGCCGGGGAGAGCAAGGGUGUUCCCCGCGGAGGUGGCAGCCCUGGGGCGUUCCGGCACUCCCGCGGCCCCGGCGCGGUGCCCCCGGUGCCCUCGAGCGCCGCCCCCGCUGGCUGGCAGCGCCUCGCUCCGCCCUGGACGCCGCGGGUCCUGGCGCGGAGGUGCGGCGGGGGGUGGGAGCCGGCCCGGCUCAGCCUGAUUUACGGCUCUGCUGAAAACCGCUUCGCUCCCGCAGCAUCAGCACCGGCGGCGGCGGCUGCAGUAGCAGCAACAAGUCUGGACUUUUAGAGUAAUGCAACAGAAGGCUUUUGAGGAAAGCAGAUAUCCCUGGCAGGAGUCCUUUGAGAAUGUUGCUGUGUGCCUGCCAUUCCGCUGCCCGAGGUGUGGAGACCAUACCAGAUUUAGAAGCUUGUCAUCCUUGAGGGCCCAUCUGGAGUUCAGUCACAGCUACGAAGAAAGAACCCUCUUGACAAAAUGCAGUCUCUUUCCAUCCCUCAAAGACACAGACCUAGUCACUUCCUCAGAACUCCUGAGACCAGGAAAAUUGCACAGCAGUGGCAACGUGGUAAAGCAGAAACCGAGCUAUGUUAACUUGUACAGCAUUUCACAUGAACAUUCCAAGGACAGGAAGCCAUUUGAGGUGGUGGCAGAGAGGCCUGUGUCCUACGUGCAGACCUACACUGCCAUGGACCUCCGUGCAGACUCGCUGGAUGGGCCACGGUCGGGUCCUGGACUGCCCACCUCAGACACCAAAGCUUCUUUCGAGGCACAUGUCAGAGAAAAGUUCAAUCAGAUGGUUGAGGCUGUGGAUAGGACCAUUGAGAAGAGAAUCGAUAAACUCACCAAAGAGUUGGCCCAGAAAACUGCGGAACUGUUGGAAGUUCGGGCAGCUUUUGUGCAGCUGACUCAGAAAAAGCAGGAAGUUCAGAGACGAGAGCGGGCCCUGAACAGACAGGUGGACGUGGCGGUGGAAAUGAUAGCUGCAUUGAGGCAACGCCUGACGGAAUCUGAGGAGGAGCUUCUUAGGAAAGAAGAAGAAGUUGUCACAUUCAACCAUUUUCUGGAAGCGGCAGCUGAGAAGGAGGUUCAAGGGAAAGCCCGGCUCCAGGACUUUAUUGAGAAUCUGUUACAGCGGGUAGAACUGGCAGAGAAGCAGCUGGAGUACUAUCAGAGCCAGCAGGCCUCUGGCUUCCGCCGUGACCUCAGCGGGCACGUGCAAAUGGGCUCUAGUAUAAGGAAAAGAAAAAUAAGAGGCCAGGCGCGGUGGCUCACGCCUGUAAUCCCAGCACUUUGGGAGGCCGAGGCGGGUGGAUCACGAGGUCAAGAGAUUGAGAACAUCGUGGUCAACAUGGUGAAACCCCGUCUCUACUAAAAAUACAAAAAAUUAGCUGGGCAUGGUGGCGUGUGCCUGUAAUCCCAGCUACUCAGGAGGCUGAGGCAGGAGAAUUGCCUGAACCCAGGAGGCGGAGGUUGCGGUGAGCUGAGAUUGCGCCACUGCACUCCAGCCUGGGUAACAAGAGCGAAACUUCAUCUCACAAAAAAAAAAAAGAGAAAGAAAAAUAAGAAACAUUUAUGCUGAUCACAAGUUUAGCAGGGUUGCUAUCAGUUGAUUUAAAAGUUUCCUUAGGGCUUUCUGGAAUCCAGUGUGAAAAGCCAACAUGAAUAAAUAAUAGAACUAUUUGUCCAGAAGAAGGAAUGAAAUGAAAGGCAGGUGGAUAAAAGAAGGAAGAUCGGAGAGGAAGUGGGGAAGGACAGAAAGAAAUGAAGGAGGUCCUGCAUGGUGCUUGCUGUAAUCAUGUACACUUGGCCUUAGCACAGCUCGGUGAUAGAAGCCCCAGAACUUUCAGAACAAAAAAAGACUGGAAGGAAGUUUGCUAUAUCUGUGAGGUUUUAGGCACUAUAUUCAAAGCAGUCUCAUCCAUGUAACGUAUGUAUUAUUUUCUGGGUGGGUGUCUGUGGUCUUCUACAUGAAACACUUCUAAGGGGGAAGUCACACCUCACCUUGAUCUCUCUCUAUCUCCUCCUUGGGAAACCAUGAGAGUGUCUAGCCCUGACUAGCUGUGGAUGGAGGGACUAUCUGAGCCUCUUUCUGCUGUCUUCUUUCAUCCUGUGCUCUCAAGAGGGUUGGGGCAUGAGGUUAUGGUACCAAGAUGUGAGGUGAAAAAGCCUGAGAAUGCCUGGCUUCCAGUUUGUUCUUAAGCUGCUUCUGACUGGGCAAGAUAGUUGGUCUUCCUGGGCCUAUAAUUCUUCUGUAAAAUGGAGAGGUUGGAUUCAGUGCUUUCUAAAUUGUUUUGGCCUCUUAACUUAUCUGAGCAUUACCUGACUUUGAUGGCUAGGAAUUCUAAAAUUAAAAUGUGGCAUUGAUAUUUUCGUAUUUAGAAUUAUAAGUCAUCCAGAGCUAACUCCUAUGAAAUCCUCCUAUACUCAGCCAAGAGGAAUCUCAGAGAAAACAAUGGAAGGCAAGGAGGAAGAAAGGAAGCCUAUUCAUUCUCCUUUAACAUUGUUUUUGCUCACCUCUUUUGCUUAGUUUAUUUUUUUGGCAUGAAAGUUGAACAUUUUUAAAGAGAUGUAGCCAGUCAUUAUUUCACAUCGUGCCAAAUAAUGUAAUCAAAAGUUGGGUAGCAUUUUGGAUCUUCUAGUCAGAUAUGUACAUGCAAGAUUAUAUCCAGUUGUGUUGCUUUACAAUGUGACACAUACUGAGAAAUGUGUGGUUGGGCAGUUUUCUGAUUGUGUGAACAUCAUAGAGCUUAUUUACACAAACCUACAUGGUAUAGCCUACUACAUGCCUAGGCUAUAUGGUAUGGCCUAUUACUCCCAGGCAGUAAACCUGUAUAGCAUGUUACUGUACUGAGUACUGUAGGUGAUUGGAACACAAUGAUAUUUAUGUAUCUAAACGUAGAGAAGGUACAGUAAAAAUAUGACAUAAAAGGUAAGAAAUGGUAUAGCUGUAUAGGGCAUUUGCCAUGAAUGGAGCUUGCAGGAUUGGAAUUUGCUCUGGGUGAGUCAGUGAGUGUCUGGUACAUGAAUGUGAGUGCCUAGGACAUUACUGUACACUACUGUAGACUUUAUGAACACUGUUCACUUAGACUACACUAAAUUUGUGUAAAACUUUUCUUUCAACAAUAAAUUAACCUUAGCUUACUCUAACUUUUUAUCUUACAGACUUUUAAAUUAUUUUUUAACUUUUUGACUCUUUAGUAAUAACAGCUUAAAACAUAAGCAUUAUGUAGAAUUUUUUUUAAUUUUUAAUUUUUGAUUUCCAUUGGUUUUGGGGGAACAGGUGGUGUUUGUUAUAUGAAUAAGUUCUUUAGUGAUGAUUUCUGAGAUUUUGGUACACCAUCACCCGAGCAGUGUACACUGUACCCAAUUUGUAGUCUUUUAGCCCUCACGCUCCUCCCACCCUUUCCUCCUCCACUCCCUGAGACCCCAAAGUCCAUUGUAACAUUCUUAUGCCUUUGCAUUCUCAUCGCUUCGCUCCCACUUACAAAUGAGAACAUAUGAUGUUUGGUUUUACAUUCCUGAGUUGCUUCACCUAGCAAUUCCAUUCAGGUUGCUGAGAAUGCCAUUAUUUAUUUCCUUUUUAUGGCUGAGUGGUAUUCCACGGUAUAUAUAAACCACAAUUUCUUUAUCCAUUCAUUGAUUAAUGGGCUUGGAUAUUUGGGCUGGUUCAAUAUUUUUGCAAUUGCAAAUUGUGCUGCUGUAAACAUGUGUGAAACUAUCCUUUUCGUAUAAUGACUUCUUUUCCUCUGGGUAGAUACCCAGUAGUGGAAUUGCUGGAUCAAAUGGUAGUUCUAUUUUUAGUUCUUUAAGAAAUCUCCACACUGUUUUCCAUAGUGCUCGUACUAGUUUACAAUCCCACCAGGCAUAUGAAAGUGUUCUCUUUUUGUCACAUCCCUGCCAACAUAUAUUUAAAAAAUUUUUUUUUAAUUAUGGCCAUUCUUGCAAGAGUAAGGUGGUAUCACAUUGUGGUUUUGAUUUGCAUUUCCCUGAUCACUAGCGAUGUUGAGCAUUUUUUCAUAUGUUUGUUGGCCAUUUGUUUAUCUUCUUUUGGGAAUUGUCUAUUCAUGCCCUUAGUCUACUUCUGAUGGGAUUUUUUUUUCUUGCUGGUUUGUUUGAGUUCCUUGUAGAUGCUGGAUAUUAGUCCUUUGUUGGAUGUAUAGAUUGCAAAGCUUUUCUCCCACUCCAUGGGUUGUCUGCAUACUCUGCUGAUUGUUUCUUUUGCUGUGCAGAACUUUAUUAGUUUAAUUAAGUCCCAUCUAUUUCUCUUUGUUUUUGUUGCAUUUGCUCCAUGGUUCUUGAAAUUUUCUCAUGAAAUCUUUGCCUAGGCCAGUGUCUACAAGGGUUUUUUCAAUUUUAUCUUCUAGAAUUUUUGUGGUUUCAGGUCUUAGAUUUAAGACCCUGAUCCAUCUUGAGUUAAUUUUUGUACAAGGUGAGAGAUGAUUAUCCAGUUUCAUUCUUCUACCUAUGGUUUGCCAGUUAUGCCAGCACCGUUUGUUAAAAGGGGUGGCCUUUCCACACUUUAUGUUUCCAUUUGCCUUGUCAAAGAUCAGUUGGCCUUUACUUGGCUUUAUUUCUGGGUUAUCUGUUCUCUUCCAUUGGUCUGUGUGCCUGGUUUUAUACCGGAGAAGUAAAACAAUAUUUUUUCUUAUGUCCUUUAUUCAGUAAGCUUUUUUUUCUGUUUUUAUAAUUUAAAAUUUUUCCACUUUUAAGCUUUGUUUGUUAAAAUCUAAGACAGAAAUACACACAUAGCCAGGAUUAUCAAUAUCCCUGUUCACACCUUGUCCCACUGGAAGGUCCUCAGAGGCUAUAACAUGUAUUGAGCUGUCAUCUCCUAUGGUCACAAUGCCUUCUUUUGGAAUACUUCCUGAAGGACCUGCCUGAGGCUGUUUUCCAGAUAACAUUUUAUUUUUAUAGAACAGGUACACUCUAAAAUAAAAAGAUAAAAAGUAUAGUGUAAUAAGUACACAAACCAGUAGCAUAGUCAUUUAUUGUCAUUAUCAAGUAUUAUGCUCUGUACAUAAUUGUAUGUGCUAUACUUCUAUGUGACUGACAACACAGUAGUUUGAUUUAUACCAGCAUCACCACAGAUGUGUGAUUCAUUGUGCUGCGACCUUAUAACAGCUAUGGUGUCACUCGGUGAUAGGAAUUUUUUAGCUUUAUUUUAAUCUUAUGGUACCACUCUCGUAUAUGCAGUCUGUCAUUGACCGAAACAUUGUUUUAUAGUACAUGACUGUGCAUAUGUAUGCACCACACACAAAUGUACAUGUAUAUGCAUGCAUAUACACACAUAAAUACAUGCACAAAAAUGUAUACAUACAUAUAUACAUAUACAAAUACAAAUAAAUAUUGAUGUUUGUACCUUCUGUAUUCCAAAUACAAUAUGAUCUGCCUUCACAGACUUGCUCUACUGAAAGAAAAAUUGACUAAUUCAAAUAAAAUAAAGUACAGUUAGAAUAUAGCAAGAAAGUUAGAGACGAGAGCUCUAAUUUAGAGAUGUGUGAGUGGGGCAUGAUCAGGCUGUGGUGAGGGAACUGUUUGAGGGUUGAAGGGAGGAUACAUUGCCCUUGGAAGACCAAGAAUGAGGUAUGUGAUUUCUGAAAGGAUUAGGCAGAUGUGGCUUCCCCUUGUUUCCAUGUUUAGUGCUCUAAACUCUGCUUUGGACAAUAGCCACAUUAUGAGACAGUCUGCAGAUGCUGUAGGCCAUUUUUUUCUUGUAGCAGUCUGUUUCAUUGUCAUACAGGUUGAGUAUACCUUAUCUGAAGUACUUGGGACCAGAAAUGUUUCAGAUUUCACAUUUUUUAAGAUUUUGGAAUACUUGCAUUCGGCUUACUGGUUCAGCAUUCCUAAUCCAAAAUCAGAAAUCCAAAAUGCUCCAGUGUGAGUGUAUUUCCUUGGAGGGUCAUGUUGGCCCUCAAAAAGUUUCAGAUUUUGGAGCUUUUGGAUUUUGGAUGUUUAGAUUAGGGAUAUUCAACCUGCGGUAGUUAGCACUAUGUGAAAUUAUAUUCAUUUAUUAUUCAGUAAUUGUGUCCCCCUCCUCACUGGGAGCAGUUUCCUUAGUACCAAUAAGUUCUGUACCCCGAAAAUAUGUGUUAAAUGAAUUACUGCUAGUCCUGAUUUAGCAACUUGCAGGACAUAAAUGCAACACUUAAAAUAAGAUUAACCAAGCUGUUUUAUGACCUUCCGUUGGAUGAGCUGUGCGAGUGAUUUUGACAGAUGGGAUAGUAGGUCACUUUGUGUCUAAUUCGACAGCAUUUUUCAGAGCAUAAAGAUAAAAUAUCUGCAUAAGCAUAUUAUAUUUUUAGAAAUCAGCCAGGUGAACAAGAACAUAAAUGCUCAAGGGAAUUGAGGGGAAAAAGAUACAGAUGCCAAAACAUUAUUUCAGCAAAGGCACUAAGUGUGAGGGGAAGAAAAUUUUUCCAUAGCACAGAAGAUUCUUAAUGCUAUAAGUCACCUUAGAAAGAAGCAACUUACAUAUCAAUCUAGGAAUUUCACUGCUCUCUAGAGGUGGUAAUAAGAAAAAGAGGGAAGAGAAGACGGGGAGGGAAUCGACACUGUUUUUGCAGUGCAGCCUUAGUAGAGAGAAUGAGAGCCGGGCUGUGGAUGGUAUUCCUCAUUGUUCUGAAGGAGGGAGCUCAGGUGUGCAAGCAAGAAGGGGAGAGUGGGGAGUAGAGUUAAAAUCUUCUGCGUAUUCUGCAGUGCACUGGGAUGAGAAGCUGUCCUUGUAGGGCUGAGGCUUCAGAAGCCUGGGUUUCUGGGCCUUUCUUUCUGGGUUUCUAUGCCUUUACUAAGCUGGGCCAAAGAUAUUGGAUAUAACAAAGAUAUCUUUGUUAAAAUCAUAUUACUUAUUCUUUGUCUCUAUAGCCACAAAUAUCCUAAGAGGCCAGAUUUGGUACUGGAAUAUAUUAAAGUCAUGGCUUCUUAUUUUAUAGGUGAAUGUAUAUUACAAGCUAAGCAUCCCUAAUCCAAAAAUCUGACAUUCCUUUAUUUUUUUGGGGGGGUGGAGUUUUGCUCUUGUUGCCCAGGUUGGAGUGCAAUGGCACGAUCUUGGCUCACUGCAACCUCCACCUCCCAGGUUCAAGUGAUUGUCCUGCCUCAUCCUCCCAAGUAGCUGGGAUUACAGGUACCUGCCACCAAGCCUGGCUCAUUUUUUUGUAUUUUUAGUAGCGAUAGGGUUUUGCCAUAUUGGCCAGGCUGAUCUCAAACUCCUGACCUCAGGUGAUCUGCCCACCUUAGCCUCCCUAAGUGCUGGGAUUACAGGUGUGAGACACCACACCUGGUCAAAUCUGACAUUCGAAAUGCUCCAAAAUCCAAAACUUUUUGAGUGUUCCAGGGUCAUGCUCAAAGGAAAUGCUUAUUGGAGCAUUUUGGUUUUCAUAUAUCUGGAUUAGGGUUGUUGAACUGGCAAAUAUUCUGAAAUUCUAAAUCUGAAGCACUUCUGAUCCUAAGCAUUUUGGAUAAGAGUCAGACAAACCUAUAGUUAGGUUGGUUUUGGUACAAAGCUAUUUAUAUUUUUCCAACCUGGGAACAUGAUCAAAGGCUCUCUAGAUCCUCAUCUUAAUAUCCUCCUCUCCCUAAUUAAAAGGAAGACAGAAGCAUUGGACUAGGAGAAAAUGGAAGUAGGUAGAUGAGCUAAGUGGGAAGGUUUCCUAUCUGAGGCCAAAGGGGCCAGGAGGAACAGUGGCCUCUUGUGUUCACAGGGACAGCAGAGGAAACUCUGCAGUGGCUGUGAUGAUAAGCCCAGGCCUCCACCCUAAACCUCAUCAUUUACAGGAUCUUUGGAGAAAUUCCAGUCCAGCCACUGAUUCCACUUAAUUUAUUGUGUACAUACUUCUUUCCUCUUUACUUAUAUACACAAACACAUCCUUUUUAAAGAAGACAGUACAGAGUGAAGGCUUGCUCAGGCUUGGAGUCUGCUAACUUGGAUCUGAAAGCCUGCCCUAACACUGAUAAAGCACUGAGGCUUCAAAUCAGUUACUUAACUCUGCUACCUUAGUUUCCAUAUCUGUAAAAUUGGAAUGAUGAUGCUUACCUCCAAGGGUGGCUGAGAGCGUUAAUCCUGCCUGUUAUAUGGUCAGUAUUUGACCUGGCAUGUGACAUCUAGACAUGCACAAUUUGUAGUACCCUUAUAUAUGUGAGCUUCAUGAUGCAUCUUUACUCAUCUUUAUCACGCAUUUCCCCCUCAAUAAGACACAGUAAAGUCCUUUCUUGAGGUCUCAGCAGGGUCCAUUAGUGACAUUCAUUGUCACUAAGGUAGUAGUUCUAAAAACAUUUUUGAAAUCAGAGAUCACUUUGAACAUGUGAUAACACUACUGGCCUUUUUCUUAGGGACAGAAGCAUACACACAAACGUAUUCUCUCUCCCUCUCUCUCUCUCUCUGUUUUGGAAUAUACAUAUUCCAAAGGAUAGUAUGUAUACAUACGUAUGCAAUAAAUCAUUAAACUGCCACUUACAUAUAUACAAACUGUAAAACGAACACAGUUUGUUUUGCCCUAAUAAUGAAAAAAAAAAUGAGGAAAGAUUUAAAGGAAGAAAAACUCUGUUUAUUUUUACAGUUUAGACAUUGACUAAAGUUCAUUGAAGGAGCCCAGCUGAGAAAUACUUACUGGUGAUGGUGGGGUAGAGAGCAAGAAGGUUGAUGCCAGUGCCUUCAGGGUCCUCAGAAUCUAUCAGCCUGGCAUUUGCCAGAGCCAUCUGUCCCACCUUCUUUGUAUGUAGCAUAAUCUUUGGGACAUCAUGUGAGGAUGGUGCCUUUUUCUGUUACAAUUUACUAAUCUCAAGCCAAACACAGCCUACAUGAGCAGGGUCAAAAUAUUGCCGAGUUCUGAUUGUGUCAAAAGACAGAACACAAGAAUCCCAUCUUGCCUCCUCAUGACAUGAGCCUCAGUUUUGUUUCUUUUUUUGUUUUUUCUUAAGGAACCUCUUUUGUAGCUUGCUCCAGACAGAAUAAUAUGGGCAGUGAUCCUGUUAGCCUGAGCUUGGGUUUUCAGAUUAUUUUAGUAAAGCAGGGACACAUGUCUUGGCCACACUGGCCCAAAUGCCAAGGUGGCCUUUUCUCCACAUUUUAGUUGUCGUUUCUCUUCUGUCAGUCUGCCUGCUAAUGUGAUAACACUUAUUCUAGUGAAAGCUACAUGAGGAAGAUCAGGAUCAGGAGGAUGAAAAUAUACUGGAUCUGCCUAUAAACUGGAUGGUGCCAUCUCUAUCACAAAAUGAUAAUUAUCAAUUUAUUCUGCAGAUGAGAAUAUUUCAAGCCCAGCCACAAAAGUGCAUGCAGAUGUUUUAUUGCAUGAAUUAUCAGGAGUGGGAAGUUAUCUGGAUGAUAGAUGGACUCAGGGAGAGUUGUGGGGUUGUUCUUCAUGUUCUCUCAUUUUAGAAAUGAUGUAUUAUAGGCAAGAAACCUUUUAUGUCAAUGUUCUCCUUAGUUGAUACAUUGUGAUAAUCUGGCCAUAGCUGUAGAUUAGCUGCAAAUACAGCUUGAAUCAGUCAAGAAAUCAUGGCGGAUCAUUCCAGGUUUUUGAAUUUUAUGUAUUUAUUUUAUUUUUAUGUAUGUUUGUAUUUUAUUUCAGUAGUUUUUGGGGAAGAGGUGGUGUUUGGUUACAUGAAUAAAUUCUGUAGUGGUGAUUUCUGAGAUUUUGGUCUAUCCAUCAUGCGAGCAAUGUACACUAUACCAAUGUGUGGUCUUUUAUCCCUUACCCCACUCCUUGAAGAACUGAAAAUAGAACUACUGUUUGAUCCAGCAGUCCCACUACUGGGUAUCUACCCAAAGGAAAAGAAGUAAAUUAUAUGAGAAAGACACAUGCACACACAUGUUUAUAGCAACACAAUUUUCAACUGCAAAAUUAUGGAACGAGCCUAAAUGCCCAUCAACCAAUGAGUGGAUAAAGAAAAUGUGGUAUACAUACACCAUGGAAUACUACUCAGCCAUAACAUGGAAUGAAAUAAUGGUAUUCGCGGCAACUUGGAUGGAGCUGGAGGACAUUUUUCUUUUUUUUUUUUUUGAGACGGAGUUUCACUUUUGUUACCCAGGCUGGAGUGCAAUGGCACAAUCUUGGCUCACCGCAACCUCUGCCUCCUGGGUUCAGGCAAUUCUCCUGCCUCAGCCUCCUGAGUAGCUGGGAUUACAGGCACGCGCCACCAUGCCCAGCUAAUUUUUUGUAUCUUUAGUAGAGACGGGGUUUCACCAUGUUGACCAGGAUGGUCUCGAUCUCUUGACCUCGUGAUCCACCCGUCUCGGCCUCCCAAAGUGCUGGGAUUACAGGCUUGAGCCACCGCGCCCAGCCUGGACGACAUUUUUCUAAGUGAAGUAACUCAGGAAUGGAAAACCAAGUUCUCACUUACAAGUGGGAGGAUGCAAAGGCAUUCCAGUAUUUGAAAACCUAUUUCUUCUAAUGUUGCUCUAUUGGGAGGCUCUUUUGAGUAUUUGAGAUUUUUGAGAUCUGCUGACAUAGACUUCUUGGCAAUCUCAGAACAAAUGCCCACAGAGGCUCCUGGAGUAAGCAAGCAAAGGCUGAGCAUGAGACGUUCUUGUUCACCGAUGAGAUGGAUGGUGCUGCAGGUCACCCUAUCAGUAACAGUCACUGACUCCCUGAUUGGGAAUGCAGUUUUUUUAGAAAAUACAAGAAAUAUUUUAAAAACCAAAUCCGGCCUUCAAAUGCAGUAACAUUUUUUCUUAUUUGUU
Messenger RNA from Callithrix jacchus (white-tufted-ear marmoset), 10751 nucleotides. It is a transcript of the gene ZNF365, whose product is annotated as zinc finger protein 365. Gene Ontology annotation, biological process: telomere maintenance; regulation of double-strand break repair via homologous recombination; regulation of neuron projection development. Lineage: Eukaryota; Metazoa; Chordata; Mammalia; Primates; Cebidae. The record is from RefSeq and is a predicted model, not a curated record.